Molecule: messenger RNA, 1187 nt
Organism: Rotaria sp. Silwood2
Lineage: Eukaryota; Metazoa; Rotifera; Eurotatoria; Philodinida; Philodinidae
Source: the annotation of a GenBank genome assembly
GCGCUAUUGAAUAAUAAAUAAAAAUCUACUAAAUCAAUUUUUGAUUUAGAUAUUACUUUUUGUUGUUGCUCGUCUUAUUAUUACAAUUUUUAUGUUAAAAAUUCCAUGUUUUAAUUAAAGGAAGUAAUGUUGUUGGUGAUACCAAUCAAAUUGCUAAAUACAAUUUUUGUUUUCAUUCGUUUAGUAUUUUUGACGCUUAGCACAGUUAUUCAUAUAUAGAUACGAAAGAGAGAGGCCAAUGAUUGACCGAUAAUUAUCUGUUUCAAAAGCUUCUAUACAAUCGAUCGAAUUCACAUUCUUAAAUGAUCUCAGUAGUUGAAGCAGAGGAAGCUUAGCCUCCUACGGAUUAUUAAGUCUUCUAGCAAGAUUUUUGAAAGAUGUGUUUUUUUUUCAAAAAUCUUAUCUGAGGAGGCUAAAUUCCGUGCCACUAGCAUCUAUCGAUUCUCUUGUCUUUUUGAAUUUAUUAAGGUAAUCUUUGAAUAAGUCUAUUAUGAAAGUGAUUAGUAUAGUGCAACGUAUAAAUAUCCAUCUAAUAAGAAAAGCAACAUGUGUUUAUUAGUUUAAUUAGUUGUUUUUAUUUUUAUGUUUUCUUAUUUUCAAAUAUAGACGAAUCAUUUUUAGAGAGUAAUUUGUUCUUAUAAACAUGAAUCUAAUCAAGUUAUUUCGAAAAUAUAAGAAAACAAAUGAUACUUCUUAUUGCACAUCUAUAAAUGAAAACUCUAAUGUACAGCAGCAACCAACGCGAAUUUUUCCUGAUAUAAAACCUAUUGAUCUCGAUGCUCCAGCGUACGUAUAAAAAGCGUUCUUAACUAUAUAAUUUAUUUUUUUUUUGAUUAUUUUAAAUAAAAAUUAAUUGAAUAUGUUUAUAUAGACCAGCUUAUAUUUCGGAAAAAUAUCGUCAAUUUCCAUUUCCAACACGUCGUAAUGAUAUAACAGAUGAAUAUGAUUUAUCAGGAGAAUUAUUAGGUGCUGGCAUGAAUGGUGCAGUGUUGGCAUGUUGGCAUCGUGCAACCAACCGUAAAUGUGCUCUUAAAGUCAUAAAAGAUUCAAAUAGAGCUCGAUGUGAAGUUAUUUUACAUAAAAAAGCUUGUGAAGGAUGUGAUCAUAUUGUUCAAAUACUCGAUGUUUAUGAAAAUAUGUUUGAAUCAAAGCGAUGUUUAUAUGUUAUUAUGGAAUGGCAUGUAUAA